Triticum aestivum (bread wheat) is the source of this 4591-nucleotide messenger RNA. Its product is annotated as pentatricopeptide repeat-containing protein At4g19220, mitochondrial. Gene Ontology annotation, biological process: RNA modification. Gene Ontology annotation, molecular function: protein binding; RNA binding. The record is from RefSeq and is a predicted model, not a curated record. The coding region runs from base 98 to 2839 and encodes 913 amino acids. NCBI's taxonomy places the organism in Eukaryota, Viridiplantae, Streptophyta, Magnoliopsida, Poales, Poaceae. Gene Ontology annotation, cellular component: intracellular membrane-bounded organelle. The transcript is spliced from 2 exons.
UGCGACUCAUUAUUUCCUCGCCUUCCUUUGCGUUUGACACAGUUUGGGACCCUCGCCGUGGAACUCCGUGGAGAACCGCCGCGCGCUGCGCCGGCGGAUGCUACGCCGAGCUCCCAGGCUUCUCGCCGCCGUAAAUCUCACCUUCUCCGCCACAGCCAACCUCGCCCGCACUUCCUACCCGGACCUUCACGUAGCAUUAUUCCACCAUGCGCCCGCCGAGGGCGAGGGCGGCGCCCGCUACCUGCUCGACGGAAUGCCCCACGGGACACGGGCCAGCUCCAUCGUGCGGGCGCUCAGGGAGGACGCGCGCCCCGCCGCGGACGCCGUCGCCGCCCUCCACUGCGCGUCCCUCAAGUCCGGCGCGGUGCUGGACCCGCCCGUGCGCACCUCCCUCCUCACGGCCUACGCCAGGAGGAGGGGCGACGUGUGUGCCGCCCUGGCGCUGUUCGACGAGGCCGCCCGCCCGGACGUGAUCCUAUGGAACGCCGUGCUCGAUACUUUGACGCGUAGCUGCCGCCUGGGCGACGCCAUGGCUCUGUUCCGGCGGAUGGCACGCGUGCUCGGGGCAUUCGAUUCGGCCACCCUGGUCAUCAUGCUGUCGGGGGCGUCGCGCGCCAGAGACGUGGACCUUGGGACGGCGCUCCAUGCCACGGCCGUGAAGAGACGCCUCGACACUGACCUGAACCUUCAGAAUGCUCUCGUGGACAUGUACGCGAAGUGUGGGCGUUUCUGCGCUUCGGAGGCUGUGUUUUGGACGAUGCCGUGUUGGGACACCACCUCAUGGAAUUCUAUGAUUGGUGGAAGCGCGUUCAAUGGACUUUUUGAUGUUUCGGCUUGUUACUUCAGGGAGAUGAUCCGUUUCACGGUUCAGGCAGAUGAGGUCACCCUGUCUUCUGUCCUUUCAGCAUCAUCUCGCGCAGAUGGUCUUUUUUCCUUUGGGAGGUCUGUCCAUGGCUAUGUGGUCAAGCUUGGUUAUGGCGACACUGCAUCUUGCUCGGUGGCGAAUUCUCUUAUAACAUUUUAUUCGGAGCUUGGAUUUACCGAGGACGCAGGGAAUGUCUUUGCAGGCAUUUCCAGUAAAACUUUGGUAUCAUGGAAUGCUAUGAUCAAGGGACUGGUGGAGAAUGAAAAGGUCAGCGAAGCCCUCUUUGUUUUCCAAGAAAUGAUAUCAGGGUACCAGCCAGAUCAUGCCACUUUGGUGACUGUAAUUUCUGGCUGUGCUGAUCAAGGACUACUCUGUGAAGGGAAAGAAAUCCACGGAUACAUAGUCAGAAAAGGCCUUCUGCAUGAGGAGUCUUCUAUAGGAAAUAGCUUACUUGGCUUAUAUAUGAAAUGUCAUGACUCAUUUACUGCUAAGCUUUUGUUCAGCACAAUGCCAGUAAGAGACCUGAUCUCAUGGAACACAAUGCUUUCUGGUUACUCAAGAGAUGUCUCACUGGGAGUAGAGGCUCAAGCUAUGUUCAAAGAGCUGCUUUCUGAAGGUUUAAAGUGCACUUUGACUACUAUAAUUGCUGUUCUUCCUUCAUGCUCUUGUCCAGAAGACCUUAGCUUUGGCAAAGGAGUUCACUCUGUUAUCCUGAAGUAUGGAUUUGUGAGUGCAGUUUCAGUUGUUAAUGCGUUGAUGCACAUGUACAUAUGCUGCGGGGACACACUGGCUGCCUUAGCGCUGUUGGAAAGAAUAAUGUUGGUAUCAGAUAUUAUUUCAUGGAAUACAGCCAUAGUAGGCUGUGUACAGAAUGGACUACAUGGUGAUGCCUUGGAAGCCUUUCGGUUCAUGCAUUCGUCUUUGCCAGUAAAUCCUGACAGCAUUACACUAGUUAGUGUUUUAUCAGCAUGUGGAACUCUUAAACUGCAUUCCCUAGGAAAGUCCAUCCACUGCAUGUCACUGAAGCGCUUGCUUGCAUGCAAUUUGAGGGUGAAGAAUGCCCUGUUAACCAUGUAUUUCCGGUUUGCAGAUACUGAAAGUGCCGAAUCAAUCUUUUAUAGUCCCGGAGAUAUAAAUUUGUGCUCCUGGAGUUGUAUGAUCUCUGGCUUUGCACAGAAUAAUGAUGGCUGGAGAGCAUUGCAGUUCUAUCAGAAGAUUGAAGACUCCGUGCCUGAUGAAAUGUGUACUGUCAGUAUCAUCUGUGCUUGCACUCAACUAGGGGAUCUUAGAUAUGGAAAGAGCAUACAUGGGCAUGUGGUCAGGUCUGAUCUUCAAAAUAAUGUUUUUGUUUCAGCAUCGCUAGUUGAUAUGUACAGUAAGUGCGGAAGACUCGACGUUGCUGUCAGAGUAUUUGAAUCCUCUGCUGAAAAAUCAAUUGCAUGCUGGAACUCCAUGAUAUCAGCUUUAGGAUUUCAUGGGCAUGGGUUGCGAUCAAUAAAACUUUUCUGCAAGAUGAUUCAGUCUGGGAUGACAGCCACGAGAAGUACUUUUAUUGCUCUUUUGUCAGCUUGCAGUCACUCUGGACUCACUGAUGAAGGAUGGGAGUAUUACCACCUUAUGUCAGAGAAAUUUGGGAUUACUCCAACAGACGAACACCAUGUAUGCAUCGUAGACAUGCUUGGACGUGCUGGUCGGCUGCAGGAAGCACAUAAAUUUGUGGAGAGUUUACCAUCCAAGGAAGCACAUGGAGUUUGGGGUGCACUGUUAAGUGCUUGUAGUAACAAGGCUGAACUCAAGAUGGGCGAGUCCAUCGCAAAGCAUUUGCUCUGCCUGGAGCCUGAAAACAGUGGUUAUUAUGUGACAAUUUCUAACCUGUAUGCAAAUCAAGACAUGUGGGAUGGUGCAGUCAAGGUUAGGGACAUUUUGCAAGAUAAACGAUUGAUGAAGCCCCAUGGUCACAGUAUUGUUGGAUAAAGGGUGGCAAAGGAACCAUGGAAAUGGAAGCUAUGCUGUCCAAGAAAAAUUUUAUAAUUGUUACGCUGUUUGUGGAUUGAUCGCUCUUGAACUAAUUUUCAUUCUUGAACUAAUUUUGCAAGUAUGUUACUGGGGAUAAGCAAAACAAAAUGAGAUUUUACUCCAAUGGUUUUCGUCCAUUAAGCAAUAUAGAAAAUUAAAUAAAAUGAACGUGAGGGCAAGCUGUGAUGUAUGAUACUACUCUGUUAUUGUUCUGAGCCAAACAAGCUUAUGUCUGUGAGAAAGAAAAGUUGAAACGAAGUAUGUUAAUGAGCUCAAGUGUUUAUGUCAUAUUAAUUUUUGGGACGCCCUUCAUUACCUCAUCUAGAUUACUUUUCACAAGUGUUACCGGCACUCUAGCAUGAAAUCCAUCUAGUCAUUUCUUAAACAACUGUUUGUUUCAUGUAGGUGGUCCUGUUAACCAGCCACUUAAUCCUAUUUCAUAUUCAGGGAAUAUGUAAUUGACAUCGCUAUCCAGUAUGCGUAGAGGCAAUCUUGUGAUAAUCCAACUUUGCACCAUUCUGCCGACGACCAUACAGCUGCAAUUCUGAAUCUGGCAUUCCGGCACUUGACACGGUUUUCCAGGCUCAUCAGGUGGCUUCUGCUGAAGAUGCUAACCAGAGGUUUGUCUGUACGGCAACGCACUCGAGAGCCAAGGAAAAGCAAAGAUCCAACUGUGUGAAAAUUCUGCAAUGAUGGUACGCUGCGUGCCAAAAUUCGCAGUUUAGGCUGGCAUGCUACAGCUAGUUUUGGUUUGAUAAAUGGAGGAGCAGACAAAUUGGGUGGUUAUAAUUGGGUGUUUGGGCGCAGGCAGAGGCAGACACGGAGCAUGUGGCCGCACUGGAAGCCAGCCUAGAAAAAUACUCUGGAGUGGACAGCCAUUAAUCAUCACCGUCCCUCUCUCUACAACUCCAGCCUGCCUGCUUGCCAGGAUCUCUCUCUCUCUCUCUCGGUCCUCUCUCUGGAGUGGAUCUCUCUCUCUCUCUCUCUCUCUCUCUCUCUGGACAGUCCUUUUUUGGGCAAGAUUUGUUGUCACUGGGCAGUAUUCUCCAGUUAUGUUGUGCACAUGGGGCAUGGAGGAGGCUAUUGCUAGCUGGGAGCAAUACACUAGUACACUAAUAGAUGGGCAUUCCCCAUAGUUGUGUGAUUCUUGUGCCAUAUUUGAUGCAGCACAUCUGAUAAAGACAAUUGCUUUCUGGAAAGGCAGCUGCUGGCUGGCUCUGUCUACAGGGGAGAAUAUAUAUGUGGCACCUGUGUCUGCAGGUUCUUUUUUUAGUUCCUUUCCACAGUAAGGAAGCUGCCAUCUGGAUCAGUUCUGCCCAAAAAGGGGACCAACAAUUAGGAGAUUUUUAACUAAUUUAGAAUGAUUUUAGUCACAUCUUUCCAUUGCAGUGGAUCAUUUUACAAAAAGAGGAGACAGAUAACUUAGAAUAUUGUUAGUCUUGGGGAGGUGAAGAUUAAUGUACCAGUGCCUAUGAUGUGACAUAAUAAUUGGUAUGAAUUUGGAUAAUGUGGCUAGUUUGGGAUGAGUCGAAGCUGUGUAAGACAUUGUUUAUGCCGAUUACCUAAGCACGGCAUUGAUUAGCUUUGCUAAAGAUGUUUGUAUCAUGAAAGAGGAGGGGCGCUUUGGGUAUGUAUGUUUCAUGUGGCAGAGUGCCUCAAAUCAUUCAGACACAUCCUAUGUGUGCCAUUAUUAAAAGCAGAUAAAGAGCC